GUUGCCAGCGCAACAGUGUAACAAAAGUUCAAAGGGUUGCCGAGCAACACACACUGCUGAGUAAGGAAAUGUUGCCAACGUUUGCCAAGUUUGCCGAUUUGUGAAGAAAUAAUAUAUUACAUAUUAUUAUAUGCCGGGUCAACAAAUGUGAGAAGAAGUAAAACGCAGUUAAAAUGUCAACAGCCUCAAUUACAGCUGCUGUUGUGCAAUAUGGUCGGAGAAAAGGCUCGAGCAAACGAGAUGUGAAUUCGGAGAUGGAGAAAACCGAAGUAAGUCAUCCCCCAGACAUUCGUCAAGUGGCAGUUUUGUCCAAAUCGGAAUGGCAGCGGAUCCAGGACAGUGUGAAUGGAGUGAACAAAUACAACCGAAGUGUCAUUGAAGCAGCUGAACAGCGCGAGGCGCUGCACCUGCGCUCUAAAGAGCUGGUCAAACACUGGUCAAAUACCAUUGCUGGACAGCGGCAAAAGAAGCUAGAGGCGAAAAAAGUUCGAGAGGCAAUUGAAGAAGUGGAGAGGAAGCAAAUUGACAUAGAAGAAGUGAAAUACCAGGCCCAGAUGCGGAAGGAGGCCAUUGAGAAAGCAAAAACCCUGCAGUACUACCAGACUGACAGAGUGAAAGGAUUCCAUAGUGCCCUGAUGUUGGCAGAGGUUCUGAAGGAAAGGGAAGCUCAGAUUGAACUGAAACACUGGAAGCAGAAUACCAGCAAAGACGUGGACAGAGAGGUCUUGGCAGCAAUGGCUCGCAGAGAUGAGCAGGCCCUCCAGCAAGAGCAGCAGAAAGCCCUGCAGAGGAAACAAGAACAACUGGCGAUUGCUGAGAGCUUGAAAAAUCAGGUGAAGGAUCAGGAAUUGAAGAAAGAACAGGAGAAACAGGAUAUCAAACGGGAGGCGGAAGAAGUGGAGCGACUCAGAGAGCUUCAUCUUUGGGAGCAAUACAUGAAAGAGCAGAAGCACCAGGAAGAGAAGAGAAACAUAAUGAAAGCUCAUCAUGAGCAUUUGACCAUCAGAGAACUCCUAAGAGCAUCAGAGGCCCAGAGACAGACAGAAGAGGAGGAGAAACGCAUUCAGAUGGCCAGCCAUAAAGACAAAGUUAUGAAAAUGAGGAAAGAAAAGCAGGAGGAAGUGUUUAGAGACCUCCAGAGACACAGGCAGGCUAUUUUUGAGAAAUUAGCAGCACAGAAGCAGGAACAGAUCAGCAAUGAAGAAGAGAUUAUCGCCAAAGCAGUCUCCGAGCGUGAGGCAAGACUAGCUCGAGAACAACGUGAAAAGGAGGAGAAACAUGCAGCCAUGUUGAACUCGAUCGCCACACACAGGGAGGCCAUGAGGAAAGAACAGGAACUAAAGGCGGAGGAGGAAAAACAGAAAGCUCUAGAGAUGCUCAAUGCUAAGAAGGAAGCAGACAGAAUCUUCAUGGAGAAGAAAGAGCUUCAAGCUCAAAGAGCCAGAGAAGAAGGAAAAACAUUACAGGACAUCUACAUACAUGAUAUGGCUGGAAAACGUGCAAGGGAUAACCACUCGAAAAAAGAACAGCAGGACUUUUUGGCGAGAAACGCCGCUAUCAUCCUCGAGGAGGAAAACCAGUUCCAGAAUUAUGCCAAACAGGUCAUCGAAACAGCCGAGAAGGCAGGGAGACAAACCUACCCGCUCCUCAAGGCUGCCAGAGAGGGAAUUGGUGGGGGCUUGGGGCCAACAUUCGGUGGACUCAGACCGAGUUAUCUAGUCCAUGAUGAGUCUGGUGUUCAGAUGCCCACUUAUGUAAACAGCACCACUCAAAAUAUAAAAGAACUAAAUCAGACCAUUGACAUCAUACGGUCCAAGAAAAGACUAGGAUUUACCUGGUAAAACUUUAAAACAUCUAGUUGUUAAUACUCACACUUGUGGUAUCAAUAAAGAU
Molecule: messenger RNA, 1893 nt
Organism: Xyrauchen texanus (razorback sucker)
Lineage: Eukaryota; Metazoa; Chordata; Actinopteri; Cypriniformes; Catostomidae
Gene: cfap210
Product: cilia and flagella associated protein 210
Exons: 9
Coding region: 174-1841 (555 amino acids)
Source: RefSeq, a predicted model, not a curated record